Messenger RNA from Sorex fumeus (smoky shrew), 780 nucleotides. Its product is annotated as adrenodoxin. The coding region runs from base 31 to 540 and encodes 169 amino acids. The transcript is spliced from 4 exons. The record is from RefSeq and is a predicted model, not a curated record. Gene Ontology annotation, cellular component: mitochondrion. Gene Ontology annotation, molecular function: 2 iron, 2 sulfur cluster binding. Gene Ontology annotation, biological process: P450-containing electron transport chain; positive regulation of oxidoreductase activity. Lineage: Eukaryota; Metazoa; Chordata; Mammalia; Eulipotyphla; Soricidae.
GUCGCAUCCGGUCGCCGACGAUCGCUGGCGAUGGCUGCCGCGGGGAGCACCCGGCUCCUGCGCGCCGCCUCCGGGGCCCUGGGCUGCGCCCGCCGUGCCCGGCUGCUGCUCGGCGGCCCGCGCGCGGGACCCAGCCGGACGCUGAGCGUGUCGGCGGGCGCGCGGAGCAGCUCAGAAGAUAAAGUAACUGUCCACUUUAUAAACCGUGAUGGGGAAACAUUAACAACCCAAGGAAAAGUUGGUGACUCCUUGCUGGAUGUUGUGGUUGACAAUAAUUUAGAUAUUGAUGGUUUUGGUGCUUGUGAAGGAACUCUGGCAUGCUCUACCUGUCACCUUGUCUUUGAAAAGCACAUCUAUGAGAAGUUGGAUGCAAUCACGGAUGAGGAAAAUGACAUGCUUGAUCUGGCAUAUGGACUGACAGAUAAAUCCCGGUUGGGCUGCCAGAUCUGUUUGACGAAGUCUAUGGACAAUAUGACAGUUCGGGUGCCUGAAGUUGUGGCCGAUGCCAGACAGUCGAUUGAUCUAAGCAAGAACUCCUAAGCCAAACUGAAGAUGUGUUUUCAAGAAAUCGACCUAUUUUUAUAAUUAUUGUUUUUAAUGUUAAUGAAAUCCUGGAGAAAUGGGUUUUAUUAUAUACAGCUUUAUUACUUUAAUUCACUUUGUAUAAUGGGCUUAAUUUUAUAGUUUUGAAAGUAUGCAACUUUAUUUUUGGUUCAAUUAUAAAAAAUCAUAUCAAAUAUUAGAAAAUAGUCUAAUAAAAUAUCUACAUAUUUUACCUUG